GAGCGCAGCUGACGCUUCUCACAAGUCAAGUCAGAGUGAGCCGAGACAAAGGUGGGUGAGAACCUCUCCGUGGACACCAUGCAGACGGACUGAAAGCAGCAGCUGUGUAGACACGAUGUCAGGCGCGAGCACCAAUUCGUACCCAUUCUCCAGCACGGAGGUGAACACGCACGGCCAUUUGGCUGCUGACCACAACGAUAGCUGCCUGCUGGAUGACUCGACGCUGCGGAUCCCCCUGGCCUUGACCUACUCGUUCUUCUUUGUGUUCGGCUUGGCGGGGAACUUGCUUGCGCUCUGGGUGUUUAUGUUCGUCCACGUCAAGAAGAACUCUGUGCGAGUGUUUCUGAUCAACGUCGCCAUCGCCGACCUCAUCCUGCUGGUGUGCCUGCCUUUUCGGAUCUUCUACCAUAGCAACAGCAACCAGUGGCCGUUGGGCCAGACCUGGUGCAAGGUGGUGGGCAACGUCUUCUAUAUGAACAUGUACAUCAGCAUCAUCCUCCUGGGCUUCAUCAGCGUGGAUCGUUACAUCAAGAUCCAGCAGGGUGCCCCCCGGCGCCUCCAGGGGAGCGGCUGGAGUGCAGCGGUCUGUGCUGUGGUCUGGGUGUUCGCCAUUGCUUCAGUCAUUCCCAUGAUCAUGUUCUCUGAGGGCAACGAGGAGAAGAACAAGUGCUUCCAGUACAAGCAAAGGCAGAAGGCUAAGGGGAAGGCCUACUUUAACUUAUUUCUCGUGGUUUUCUUCUGGCUCAUCUUCAUCUUCCUCAUGGUCUCCUACGGGAAGAUCGCAGCGAAGCUGCUCAGAGCUUCCAGAAAGAAGCCGGACCUCCCCAACGCACUGAGGUACAACAGGACGGCCAAGAAGUCCUUCUUCGUCCUGUUCCUUUUCACCAUCUGCUUCGUGCCCUACCACAUCUUCCGCAUCUUCUACAUUCACUCACAGGUGUCGGACACGCCCUGCUACUGGAGAGGGAUCAUGGACAAGACCAAUGAAGUGGUGCUGCUGCUCUCUGCUUUUAACAGCUGUUUGGACCCGGUCAUGUACUUCUUGCUUUCCGGUUCUGUCCGCAAGGAAACUAUACGGCUCAUUAACAACACCGUCUUCAACGUGCAGGACAGUAGCGGCAACAGCUCCACCACCGAGUUCCGGAGGCCGUCCUUGGGCCAGGUCAGCAACACCACGAGGAACAGCAUGAGCCUGCUCAUCACCCAGCGCUGCAAGUCCACGCCACCGAACGACCUCCCUCGCUAACCGUUGACUUUCUCUCAUUGACCAGCAGGGUGCAGAAUCUGCCUGGAUGUCCAUCCGACAGACAGUGCCAGCAAUACUGACGAUACUGCAGACAGAUAGCACCAAAGAGCGGACUGCUGAAUGUUCAACGACACUCAUUCUUAGACAAAGGUGCUGGCUCAAAAAAGGAGUGUUGAAAAGCAGACUGAUAUCUGCAAUAAGAAAACUGGUGAAUUCUUGCUCUCGAUUAAAUUGUGGACUGUAUGACACUAAUAACAUUGACCACCCAUGAAGAGUCAUUGAAACAAUUAAAAGUAAUUACAAGGCUGGCUCAAAAUGUUCAUA
Messenger RNA from Scleropages formosus (Asian bonytongue), 1570 nucleotides. RefSeq names its product probable G-protein coupled receptor 34. The transcript has 2 exons. NCBI's taxonomy places the organism in Eukaryota, Metazoa, Chordata, Actinopteri, Osteoglossiformes, Osteoglossidae. The record is from RefSeq and is a predicted model, not a curated record. Gene Ontology annotation, cellular component: membrane. Gene Ontology annotation, biological process: G protein-coupled receptor signaling pathway. Gene Ontology annotation, molecular function: G protein-coupled purinergic nucleotide receptor activity. Bases 116 to 1246 code for a protein of 376 amino acids.